AUGGAGGAAUCCUCUUUGUCUGGGUCAGGUUUAGCAAGGGCAGGUCUUGAUGGUGUUGGUCCAUUAGGAAGCUUUAACAGUAGCUCUUCCACAACAAGUCCCUGGGGCGUCAGUGGUCUAUGGUUGUUGGCAUUUGUGCUAACCAUUAUCAUCCUUCUGACAGCCUGUGGCAAUAUGCUGCUUAUUGCUUUGGUAUUUGCUCAUCGCUCUUUACGUUGCACCUCCAACUGCUUUCUGGUAUCACUGUUCUUGUCUGAUCUGAUGGUAGCGUUGGUGGUCAUGCCCCCUGCCAUGCUCAAUGUGCUGUGUGGAGCCUGGGUGCUGUGGCCAGGCUUCUGCCCAGUUUGGCUUUGCUUUGACGUCAUGUGCUGCAGUGCCUCUAUCCUCAACCUCUGUGUGAUCAGCCUAGACCGUUACCUCUUUAUCAUCUCACCGCUCCGCUAUAAGCAGAGGAUGACACCACCAAGGGCCCUUAUCCUGGUGGGGGCUGCUUGGGGUCUAGCUGCAUUUGCUUCCUUCCUGCCCAUCAAGAUGAAAUGGCAUAGUUUAGGCUAUGGAAUCGGUCACUCUCGGAUGGAGAAACUGGGCAGUACCAACAUCAGUUCCUAUUCUGAAGAACAGUACCCUCCUGCUUACUUUCAGAUGGCAUCUGGUGGCCUUUCUUUGCAGUGCCGCCUGCAGGUCACACUGCCCUUUGCCCUGGUAGCAUCAGUCUUAACCUUCUUCCUACCAUCCAGUGCCAUCUGCUUCACCUACUGUAAAAUCCUCCUGGCAGCCCGGCGACAGGCCAGGAGGGUGGCAGCACUCAGCCACCCUCCAUAUCCACAUUCCUCCCUUGGGGAACCUUCCCACCCCCCUUCACCUGGGGCAGCAGCAAGACAUUUUCACCAGGAUGGAGAUGACUACAGUCAACAGGAGCAUCGUGUAUUGCACAAUGUACCGCUUUCAAUCAGCAGUGAGCGUGGUCUGGCCCAACGGCAGGGGCACAGGGCCCUGAAGGCCAGUCUGACUCUGGGAGUCUUACUGGGGCUUUUCUUUAGCACCUGGCUCCCCUUUUUCAUCUCCAACAUGGCUCAGGCGGUGUGCGAGUGUAUUCCUCCAGCACUCUUUGAUGGUAUCACGUGGCUGGGCUACUGCAAUAGCACUAUGAACCCCAUUAUUUACCCCCUCUUUAUGAGAGAUUUCAAGCAGGCUCUAGGGAAGCUCCUGCCCUGCUGCUGCCCGCACUCACCCAGAAGACCUUCACCAGCACUCUCCCUUUCCCUCUGCAAUUCAGGAGAGCCAAAACAAAUCAGCCAGACCAGCACUCCUUCAGCUUCUGAUCCAACCCAUCUUCUUGCCACUGCUACAGACGCUGUUAACCUCUUGGAUGCAGAGCAUGCUGGGAUUGAGCUGCCUUUGCUUCUACCCAAUCAGGUAGACACGCUGGACUAA
Molecule: messenger RNA, 1434 nt
Organism: Lampris incognitus (smalleye Pacific opah)
Lineage: Eukaryota; Metazoa; Chordata; Actinopteri; Lampriformes; Lampridae
Gene: htr6
Product: 5-hydroxytryptamine (serotonin) receptor 6
Exons: 3
Coding region: 1-1434 (477 amino acids)
Biological process (GO): G protein-coupled receptor signaling pathway, coupled to cyclic nucleotide second messenger; chemical synaptic transmission
Cellular component (GO): membrane; dendrite
Molecular function (GO): neurotransmitter receptor activity; G protein-coupled serotonin receptor activity
Source: RefSeq, a predicted model, not a curated record